UCUGUUUUUUCAAAAUUUUCGAAUCUGGUCACACUGGAGGCAGCGUCUUUUAGGUUCCGGCUGUUUAUUUUAGUUUUUUUAACUCAGGAAAAAUUAACAAUGUUUUACCACAUAUCGCUGGAGCACGAGAUUCUUCUUCAUCCACGUUAUUUUGGCCCGCAACUGCUGGAGACCGUGAAGCAGAAACUUUACUCCGAAGUGGAGGGCACCUGCACGGGAAAGUACGGAUUCGUGAUAGCGGUGACGACGAUAGACCAGAUCGGAUCCGGUGUCAUCCAGCCGGGGCAGGGAUUUGUGGUAUACCCGGUUAAGUACAAAGCCAUCGUCUUUCGGCCUUUCAAGGGCGAAGUUCUGGACGCAGUGGUCAAACAGAUCAACAAAGUGGGCAUGUUUGCAGAGAUAGGCCCGCUGUCCUGCUUCAUUUCGCACCAUUCUAUUCCCGCCGACAUGCAGUUCUGCCCGAACGGCAAUCCGCCCUGCUACAAGAGUAAAGAUGAGGACGUGGUUAUCUCCGGGGAGGAUAAGAUUCGGCUGAAGAUUGUGGGAACACGAGUGGACGCCACUGGAAUUUUUGCAAUUGGCACUUUGAUGGACGACUACUUGGGAUUGGUGUGCAACUAAAAUCAAGAUUUUUGCGUACAAUUUAUAUAUAUAUAUAUAUUAAUCUUUAAUGAAAUGCAUUUAGACAGUUAAACAUCUAUGUGUAUAUAGUAAUAAAUAUGUAUGUACUUUAUAAGGUUUGAUUUCAAUUAAAGGUACGU
This is a messenger RNA of Drosophila erecta, 761 nucleotides long. It is a transcript of the gene Rpb7, whose product is annotated as DNA-directed RNA polymerase II subunit RPB7. The coding region runs from base 100 to 621 and encodes 173 amino acids. The record is from RefSeq and is a predicted model, not a curated record. The transcript is spliced from 4 exons. Gene Ontology annotation, molecular function: single-stranded DNA binding; single-stranded RNA binding; translation initiation factor binding. NCBI's taxonomy places the organism in Eukaryota, Metazoa, Arthropoda, Insecta, Diptera, Drosophilidae. Gene Ontology annotation, biological process: transcription initiation at RNA polymerase II promoter; positive regulation of nuclear-transcribed mRNA poly(A) tail shortening; DNA-templated transcription. Gene Ontology annotation, cellular component: RNA polymerase II, core complex; P-body.